This is a messenger RNA of Folsomia candida, 9211 nucleotides long. Its product is annotated as A disintegrin and metalloproteinase with thrombospondin motifs 9. The record is from RefSeq and is a predicted model, not a curated record. Lineage: Eukaryota; Metazoa; Arthropoda; Collembola; Entomobryomorpha; Isotomidae. The coding region runs from base 1041 to 8090 and encodes 2349 amino acids. Gene Ontology annotation, biological process: proteolysis; extracellular matrix organization. The transcript is spliced from 37 exons. Gene Ontology annotation, cellular component: extracellular matrix. Gene Ontology annotation, molecular function: metalloendopeptidase activity; zinc ion binding.
AAGGGGAUUGCCAUUGCAUUUCGUGUGUGUAGCUUUUUUAACUUGCUCUCCUCCGACUUGGCCCGUUCUUUAAUACCAGAGUGUCCUAUGCUACGGGCCAUUAUCAUAGUCUGCCUGUCUGGUCUCCGUCCUCCUGGUCUCUCAAGCUCACACGGUGCACCAACGCUAGACCGAGAACAUCUCGCCAUCAGCUCAUCAUCGCCGCCACACUUUUACCUCUUCUUCCUCCUCUCCCCCUUCUUCUGCACCAGGACUUUGGUCCCAGGACCUACUUUUUAAGCCCCCUUCCGGUCCAGUAAAAUUGCACCGAUUUCGACGCUCGGGUGAUGUCCACACUUUUCGCAACUACAAAGCAAGUGCAAGUGCCAGUGAUAUUGCCUCGUUGCAUUGGAAUCCUCAUUGUUGUCUCAGUUGGGUUGUGGGAGUUGUUGGGGUGAAAGUGAAUUUAGAAUGUGAGACGCGACGCGACUCUUGUUCAUAAAUCAUGAGCUGCAUUUUCUGUUCCUGCACUGCCACGGCUGCACCUUGUUCCUCGUCUCUCAUUCCUUUAAUGAAACCCAAUCCAUCCAUCCUCUCACUACACUCGUUCAAAUAAUCAUAAUCGUAGGAAGGAGAAUGAGAUCUCACAUGCACGCUUGCAUUCGUGGUCAAUAGCAAGGUGUGCACAUAAGUAUAGCGUACAACCUGUGUGUGUGUGGGUAGAAUAUUGGUACGCAGGAUUACACAUAGCAGCCGGUGAAUUGACUGCUGCGAAUUCCAAAGUUUCCACACCUUUGAGCCGGGUUCGAUUUGUGGGGUUGUGACAAAAAGUUUGGAAAAUGUGCAAGUACUUGAAAUCUGUGAGGACAUUUACCGAGUGAGAUGGAAUGAGAGAGAGAGGAAUGCAAUAUGUAAUGUGAUCGUGAUAAAUAAAGACUCGGAAUGGAAACGUGCUGAAAGUGCAAUUUCUUCUCCGGCAUCUCCAAAGCCUCAGAAGACGAGUAAAAAGAGGAACAAGAAGAAGAAGGCGACGUAGCUGCAGCCAAGUGUCCUGCACGAAGAUGGAAAAAAUUAGAAAGCCUACAACAAAUAUUUUUCGCAUGCUUUUACUCCUCAUCGGCGUAACGACACUGAUUCUCAGUCCGCUGUGUCUCUACUCAUACUUUUACUACGUUGGUGUACCUCACAAGUCUCAGGUUGACCCCUUCGGAGAGUGGACAUCGGAGGGGGACGUUAGGUUAACAGAUAGCAGUGCUGCCAUAGUGUCCAGUGAAGCCUCGUCGUCCUUCUAUGGGGAGAGUGGUGCAUCGAGAAAUGCAACUGCUGCUGCUGGUCCACAUUCUCAACUCCAGCACCACAAGGACUCAUCUUCAUGGUCUGGUGCAGCAGACUCUGUCGAGGAGCACAAUCGAUUGCUGGAGACGAUUAGCAGAAAGAACGUGGCCAAGUUGCGAAGAGAGUUGAUUUACAUUUACAAACUACCUCCGGUAACAGACCAGGACUACGAGCAUGAGGACUUGGCCCUCCGUCGGCGUCGCAAGCAUGAGGGGACGUUGGGUGGGGUCUGGCUUUUUGACGAUUUGGACACGGAUGAUUACCUCACUGAUGACACCUCCUCAACAAACACGACGCCUCAUCGCUUCAGCAACGCCAAAAGAAGCAAUAGUGUCACAUCGCACAGUCAUAAAAACGUCCCCGAAGCAGCUCACCCACCAAACCACCGAUUUGACAUAACUCAUCCAAAUGCCAAAGGAGGAGGCUAUGGAAUUAGGGUGGAUGCUGACAAUAAGAAGCCACCACAACCACUGCCCCACCAUCACCAAGUAUACGCUGCUACUGCUGCUACUUCUGCUACCACUGCCAGCUCGACACAACUUUCUCCAAAAUCCCGGAAUUAUGACAAAGCGAAUGAUUCAGAAUUAUCGGAUUCCCAUAAAAGCACAAGGACGGCGGCGGCUGAGUCGUCUUCCGGUCUGUCACUGCCACUCCCCCCACUGCCCAUAACCAAGGAGGGGGAGAACAAUAAUGGUCGUCUGAAUGAACAUUUUUCUGAUCCAACGCCACAACAACUACUGCCACCACAACCACCCAAAGUACAAAACCAAACGAAAUGGGAGCACAAUGGAGAAAGUUGGAGUAGGAGAGCAAACAAAUGGUACAAUACGGGUCAUUUCCGUAAAUCACAUGCUAUAAUUUGGGAUCCACACCCCCAAUACCGGUUUCAUGCUUUUGGUCAUCGUUUCCACUUGAUGCUAAACCUCAUUCCCCAGAAGCACUCAUUUCUCACCCCCAAUUUCGCCAUCACCACUCACACCACCACCACAACAGACCCCCAUCGACAACAAGAACCACCGUUCAGCAGCAGCAGGGUCAGUAAUGAAAGUCUCAUGUGGAGAGAAAAUCUCGGAGGGAAAAUCAGCGGCUGCUUUUACAAUGGAUUUGUCCUCGGCGAUCCUCAGUCAUCCGUGGCUGUCAGCUUGUGUCAUGGAAUGACUGGUCAUAUCCGUACAUCCCAUGGAUCCUAUUUUAUUGAGCCAUUGUCUCCCACAUCGGACGAAUACUUGAAGAAAAAGGCGACAGAAAAAGUGAGUGGAAAUGGGAGCAACUCCGCUGGAAGAGAAUCUACUCAUGAUAUUAACGAUGACCAUGAGAUUCUCCAUGAGAUUUACCAAGUGGGCUUAGACCUGCCUGCAACUGCCUCCGCGGCUGAAGAGAAGGACGAGAAGACGGCUGGAAGUCGCACGUCGUCGACGACGACGGCGACAGAGGAGGACUAUUCAUACGAGUCAUCGGACAACUUGCAAAUCGGAUCCCCAACUUAUGAGGACGAAGAUGAAGAGGACGAUUACUGGCUUAAUCCAGGCGGACUAGCACCAAAACCCACAAAGUUGCCAAAAUCUAAUUUAGAGGCAAAGUCACGGACCAAAAGAUCCAUGUCAAGAGAACGCUUCGUGGAAUUAAGCGUGGUAACUGACAAAUCGAUGUCUGCGUAUCACGGGGAUAAUUUGAAGCACUACGUCCUCACACUAAUGUCCAUCGUAGGUCUCAUUUACAAGGACGCGAGCAUCGGCAACCCCAUCAACAUUGCUCUGGUUAGCUUUCAUGUCCUCCCAGACAAAAGUUUCGCCACAAACAAAUUGUCCGUGGAGAACAACGCUUCAUCCGAAGCUCUCCCUGGAUUAAGUGCAUCGGAAAUGCUCCGCAGUUUUUGCAAGUGGCAAAAAGAGCAUAACAUUUUGGACGACAAGUCUGUACAUCACCAUGAUACGGCUCUUCUUCUGACUAGGGAGACGAUUUGUCGAAACCCUUGGCUCAACAAAUGUGAUACUCUGGGCCUCGCAGAAUUGGGAACAAUGUGCGACCACUACGCGAGCUGUGCCAUUGUCCAAGAUAAUGGCUUAUCGGCUGCAUUCACCAUAGCCCAUGAACUUGGCCAUGUGUUGAACAUGCCUCACGAUGACGACUACAAAUGUCAAAUGUUCCUCGACUCACAAAGUAACCAUCCUUCGUCAGCCAAUCAUGUCCACCAACAGUUUACAUCCGAUACUCCCAACUCUGCCAGCGGACCUCAACACUACGUCAUGUCGCGGAUGUUAGACCACAACACGUACCCCUGGGCCUGGUCUCGAUGCUCCAGGCACUUUCUGACCGAGUUUCUAGAUGCUGGGCACGGAGCCUGCCUCGAAGACACGCCUCGGCUGAACUUACUAAUUGGAGGCGGUGAUAACCCAGACUCGCAGACCAAUUUGGUAGACAACUUCACCAGUCCCCAACAACCUGGGGAAAUAUUCUCGGAUCACAAACAGUGCGAACUCGUAUUUGGUCCAUCCAGCAAGCUCUGUUCUUACAUGCCCAGUUGUAAACGACUUUGGUGCACGACGGGAACCACGACGGAGGAGCAGGAGGGUUGUCGAACUCAGCACAUGCCUUGGGCUGAUGGGACAGCCUGCGGAUCUGGGGGCUCGAAUUGGUGUCAACGAGGAGCCUGUGUUAAGAAGGACUUGGAGAAGCUCAGGACGGUUCAAGGAGGAUGGGGCGCUUGGAUGGAGUACGGCGAGUGUUCCCGGACAUGUGGGGGCGGGGUUCGAAAGUCGUACCGAGAAUGCGACAACCCACGACCUUCAAAUGGUGGGAAGUAUUGCAUCGGCCCCCGUGUCCGUUACGAGUCUUGUCUCACUCACGAAUGCCCCAGCGAGGUUGACUACAGAGCCGAACAAUGCUCCAAUUUUAACAAUGACAACUUUAAUAUUCAAGGCCUACCAAGCGAGAUAACGUGGGUUCCCAAGUAUCACGGAAUCAGUCCAAAUGAUCGAUGCAAGUUGUUCUGCCGAGUCCAAGGGUCAAGUUCAUAUUACCUGCUGCGGGAGAAAGUGGUGGACGGUACUUCAUGUGCUCAUGAUACUUUUGACGUGUGUGUUAACGGUGCUUGUCUUCCCGCUGGAUGUGAUCGAAGACUCCACUCCAAAAAAGCCCUAGAUAUUUGUGGGGUCUGUGGUGGCGAUGGAGUUUCAUGUCGGACAACUCGGGGGUCGUUCAAUGAGAGCAAAUACGGUUACAAUACCGUCAUCCGAAUCCCUGCAGGAGCUUCCAACAUCGAUAUUCGCCAACGUUCCUUUGAUGACACGGCGAGAGAUGACAACUAUUUGGCCCUGAUGGACAGCAAUAACGAGGAAUUCAUUCUCAAUGGGCAAUUCGUUGUCUCCAUGUUUAGAAAGACGUUGCAUUACGGUGGAUCCAUUUUGGAGUAUUCUGGUUCAGAUGAAGUCGUAGAACGUAUUAACUCCUCUUCCCGUCCGAUCAAGUCGGAUUUAGUUUUGCAAGUGCUAAGCGUGGGGAAGCUGAACCCCCCGGACAUCGUGUAUCAGUAUGUCAUCAGUCUCAACUAUAAUUCCGAGAGUGGUGGGGGACGAAGUAAUAGCAACUCGGAAGAAGCUCGAUGGACUCAUUCAGAUCGGUGGACAACUUGUUCAGAAAUUUGCCAAGGGUCUCAAAUGCAAAUUCAAGUUUGCACAAAUGCGAGGUCGGGUUCCGAGAUUUCGUCAGAGUACUGCAGAAAUAUUGGGCAACCACAAGAUGUUCGAAGACCAUGCAAUAUGCAUUGCACGCUAAAAUGGUCUAAAGUGCAGAAACCUUGCGACUGUGUUCACCCAAAUAAAACCGAGGUCAGUUUCAAAUGUGUGCGUGACACGUCUGGAAACAAAACAUUUAUUUCGGACGGAUACUGUUCGAAACUGGAGAAAGGUGACUCUACUCCGGAGUGCGUUGUGGAGUGCUCGCGACCCAAAUGGCGUCAAACGCAGUGGUCAGAGUGCAGUGCGCGGUGUGGGGAAGGAACACAGUAUAGAAAUGUUUGGUGUCAGAAGUACAAUGUGCAACAGGGGAUAAGGAGUGCUAGUUCCGAGCAAGAAAACGUUCCCUACAUUCGCCUUGCUGACGCUGAGUGCGCCGGAGUCAAGCCAAGCAGUCGGAAAAAAUGUAACAGUGGGCCGUGCGGUCAAUGGAAAAUCGAUCAGUGGAGUCCCUGUUCUUCAACAUGUGGACAAGGAAUUAGUCGAGGUGCGUACGCUUGCUAUCUGGACGAUGUCAUCGGACCUUCUGAUUUUUGCAAUCAUUUGCCAAAACCUCCGUUGGAACGAACGUGUGAGGCUGACAUACCGUGUGUUGAGUGGGCCAUCAUGACUUCAAGUGACAACUUUGUUACACAAUUUACUGACGACGACCACUGGAGCGACUGUACCACAAGGUGUACUCCGUCCACUGGAUAUCGGAGCAGAUCAAUCGUGUGCAUUAUGCAGCAAGGAAGUCGGAAACAACAGAAGCAAGUCACUGACAGUCUUUGCGAUCGACUUCUCGCCAAUAAACCAAUGUCAUCUAAACCUUGUGACGCUGUGAUUCCUGAUGACUGCAUCGUGGCUCAGCAUCAAAUGCAUCUUCAACGACAACAAAUGCACCGACAGAAUUCGCUAUUUUCUGCUGCAUCAGCCACCAGGCUCCCAUUUAGUGGCAGUAAACCUGCUCAGGCUGGCAUAAGUCUGCCCCUCAUUAGCGAUAAUACGAUUGGAGAGGAUGAGGGUCACAGCAGUGACUGGAUCACAGGGCCGUGGAGUACAUGUUUCAAGUCGGGAGUCAAUGCCAUUCAAAUUCGCGAAGUCAAGUGUCCAAAAGACAGCCGGUGUGUGGAGCAGAGGCCGCUGAACAGUCGAGCAUGUGGGGUGUGGUUCACGAAGGAGUGGGACCGUUGCAACUCUACGUGCGAAAACCGCAUAGGUUAUGAAACACGAGAAGUGAAAUGUAUCCAAUCCGACGGAGAAAGUUCCUACUCGAACGAGUUGGAAGAGUCCGAUUGCUUGAAUCCAAAGCCGGACAGCAGCCGCACGUGCACCUCGUACUGCAAGGCCAACGGACGUUGGAGGACUGGGCCAUGGGGGAAGUGUUCGCGACCGUGCGGAGUGAUGCAGAGUGUGGGGAACAACGACGCAAGGGGGAUUCGAAUGAGACAGGUUGCAUGCGUCGAUGAAUCUAAACCAUCGUCCAUGCUCCCGGAAGCUGAAUGCGACAGCAAGUCAAGGCCCGAAAGUAGUGGUUCUUGUGCGGAUUCCGAAAAUCAACCUUGUCCAGUGUGGUCCGUUUCAGAGUGGACAGAGUGUAUGGCAAUUACCACGACGGCUGCGACGACAAUUACCAAUAGUUCCAAACUGCAUCCUAAAAAGUUGGUGAAACCGGUAAAAAAGAAAGUUGACCUAUGCAACGACAGUGCUCAAGAAGUUUGGGGUCACCGAGAGCGGACCGUGAGAUGUCAUGAUCACAGUGGUCAAGAAAUCCCAGAAUAUCACUGCCGACUUUUAAAUAAAAGACCGGAUCAUAGCGAACGAUGCGUGCUGAGCAAGAAGCAUUGCAUUCACACUUCGCCGUACCGGUGGCAAGUUGGGAACUGGUCACAGUGCUCCAAGAAUUGUGGAUCGAAGGGGGUCAAGAUGAGGACGGUGGAAUGCACACGAGGUGGACAUUUUGGAAAAUUGAACACCACGACUGUUGUUGACGACAAGUAUUGUCAACGGGGAGGGAAAAAAAGAAAGCCUAAAACCGAACGAGGUUGUGCAAGGUUCCACUGUCCAUUUAAAUAUGUCACGACAGAGUGGACAGAAUGCUCCCGAACUUGCGGGUAUGGCCUUCAAAAGCGACAAGUAACGUGUCACCGGGUCAACCGGUUGGGUUGGAUAGAUCCUGACCCCGAUCCUUCAAAUGGUUGCGAAAGCAUGGAGAAACCAAAGGAGUACAACUAUUGCAUGAUAUCAGAAAGCUGCACAAACUCGACACGUUCCUAUUUCUGGAAAAUAGAGGAUUGGUCCGAGUGCCCAUCACCCACCCAAUUUUGUGGACAGAAGGACAGAAAGGUGUUUCAAAAGCGUAAAGUUUAUUGUGCCCUGAAUGGCAUCCGAACACCGCAACGUCACUGUGAAAAGUUGGGUCAAAAGCCGAUUCGAAAACGACGGUGUCCGAGAAGUCCGUGUGGAUGGAAAAGCUGCUUGGAAGUGAAAGCAGCAGGGAAUUAUCUGGACGGCGAGUAUCAAAUGCUCGUGGGCGGACUCAAUAUUUCCAUUUACUGUCACGGCCUAAGUUCGGAACGUCCCAAGGAAUACCUGUCAUUGUGGGAAGAAGGAAUUUCUGAAAUCUAUGACAAAAGACUAAUCCGUCCAGAAACUUGUCCAAGAAAUGGGAGACGACUCGAAACUUGUGAAUGCGUUCAAGAUAGAAACAGACGCUCUGGGUUAACGACGUGGAACAAGAUUCGAUUAAACGUCACAAACUUGAGAGUUGAUACUGAUGAUUUUAUGUUUGCAAAAUCAAACGGUGAUCUCAUUCCAUUCGGUACGUCGGGAGACUGUUACAGCAGUGCGAUGAACUGUCCUCAGGGGAGGUUCAGCAUAGACUUGAGACGAACCCAUUUGGCCGUAUUACCCGUAACGACGUGGGUCAGCCAAGGUCACAAGCCAACCAUGCAGAUAACGAAAGCAAGUGAUAACCAAAAGGUUGAAGGGAAAUGUGGUGGAUACUGUGGAACUUGCAGCCCCAAUCGAAUUAUUGGACUAAAGUUGGGCGUCGUGCAGUGACUUUGAUCAUCUCGGAGAACAAAGAAGACGAUGAAAUUUGAACAAUGCAUUUGAACCAGUUGGUUUGUUAAUAUAAAUACACAUACCUGCAACUAACUGCCAUUUGAAACUGCCAUUAGUUGCCACUGCGGCGGCGGCGAAGGAAGGCCGCCGCGUUCUACGGCAUUCCUCUCAUGUCUCAAGGGUACAUGCAUUUUAAAAUGUGGACACGCUUGAGACGCUCGUAUUCAUAAGUCGACAAAGUUGAAGAGAUAUUAGAUCUUUGCCCUAUAAACUGGUAUUUUACUUUGGUCAUAUAGCUUUAGUUUCACAGAAACUGCCUCGACGACUGCCAUAAAUAAAAUAUUAUAUUUAAUUAGCUUGUAAAUAUGUAUGUACUAAAUACCUAUGUUAAGGCUUAAAUAUGCAAAUUUGUGGUAACUACAACCGUUUUGCGAUUGUGAAUGUGCCUUUUAACUCACAACUCAACUCAGUAUUCAGGAAUUCAAAGAUGUACUUAAAAUGCAUUCAUAAUAAUACAUACAUACAUAAUAUGGGUCGUGGUGGUGCAAUCAUCGGUACGUAUUUAGUGCGGUUAUUCAUUAAGGAUUGUACCUUUUCUAGCCUGUAAGUAGCCGUAGCAGUAAUCACUAAGUUGUUUUGUUGAUCAAUUUGCUAUGUGUUAUCGUUACUUGAGAUUGGAGCUUAUUUUAUUCGAUAGUAUAUUUUUAAAAAAGUAUGUGGACCAUAGUAAAUUCUAUGGAGCAACCACGUACUAUGACGCCACGGUCUUCACUUUAGCGAACAGUGCAAACUUUCUUUCUGGAAUAUGGACAGCAACGGAUGACGGAGGGAAGAAUGGGUGCUACUACAUAUUGCAGCUAUUAGCUAUAGAUUUAUGUAUUUAAUGUGUAAAAACUAGUCACUUCUUCGAUAAAGUAGACACCGAAAAAGUAUUCCCGUCAAUCAGCGGGUUUGUCGUUUUUUGUUUAUGUCAUAUACCACCGAAAUACUUUUGUUAUAUGUCGUGCAAUUUUUGAAUACUCAACAUGAAUAGAUUAUUUUACAGCCUGUGGCUUUUUAAUUGUUUUGUAACUUUUUAAUUCAUUGCAAUAAAUUUUUCACAAAGCUGAUGCCAUUCA